This is a messenger RNA of Brassica napus (rape), 2176 nucleotides long. RefSeq lists its product as uncharacterized. The record is from RefSeq and is a predicted model, not a curated record. The coding region runs from base 459 to 935 and encodes 158 amino acids. Lineage: Eukaryota; Viridiplantae; Streptophyta; Magnoliopsida; Brassicales; Brassicaceae. The transcript is spliced from 2 exons.
UGCUUUAAUAGGUGACGAUAUCAAGUGAAAAUAUGUUAUACCCAAGAUUCAUGAAUGUCACAUUUUCGCAUUAUUUUCCAGAAUAAACUUUAAAAUUUUAUUUAAAAUAUUCUUUGAUUGUUUUUUUGCAAGUAUGCUUAAUCUUUUCUUAAAUCUAAAGUAUUUUCUAUCUUUGCUUAAAUACAGUUUUCAGUUCUUUCUUUGAAAAUAUUUUCAAGAAAUGAUGUGCAAGAAAAGGGAAACAUGUGUAUCCCCAAAAAGCUACUAGAGUUCACGUAAAAGAUAUUUUGAAAACCUGAAAGCUUUCACAUUCUCUCACUUUAUCCCCCUCCCCCCCACAUUGCUCACUCUUUCUAUUUUAGAUUUUAGUUACUCCCUCUCUCUCCCUUCUUUUGGCAUGGCUGAGCCAAGAACACAAUACAGUGAAUGCAGCUAACAAGAAAUAUCAAAACAACGACAUGAGAGAGCUAGAGAGCUUCAAAAUGACGUCACUAUAUCAGAACCUUCAAUGGCCACCAGUGGGAGCUCCAACGAAUAUCCGACAAGAGGAGCCAUGGAGAUCUCAGUUCAACGAUCCAGUCAACGCUGUUUCCUUUGGUUUUAUCGCCACCGCCAUUCUCAUCUCAAUGUUCAUCGUCAUGGCCAUCUUCGAAAUGCUUAUUCGAGCCACCACCACUAACUCACAUUCUUCUCCGGGUCAGGUCCUUUCGGAUCUAGAGUCGCGGGUGGGGCUCAAUGGCCUUGCAUUUUCUAAGUUUGGUUGCGAAUCUCCCAAGUUAGGUGUGUACUCAAAAGGGGUCUCGGUGUUAAUGCCAGGAGACAAUGUACCUACAUUCAUUGCUUACCAUGCACCCGUACCCGUACCCGUACCCGCACUUGCAGACAAAAAGUCCAACACUCCAAGUUCCAGCUCAAACUCCAUUCAAGAAUGUUAACAAUUCUAGAUUUUCAUUAUUCAGUGUUUUGUUCCUCUGUGAUUGUGGCAGCUUCAUCUCUUAGAUUAAAGGAGGUUGUUAUGAGUAUCUUUUCGUAGAUAUAACUAAAGGAACCAAGCUGCUAAAGCCUGGCUUAAGUAUAUAAGUAUUUAAGAUUUGCCAGAUUUUAAAAUUUAUUUUCAUAUGCUUAUUACAAGAAAAUUACUUGAAGGGAGAGAAAAUCAAUGUGUUUUUUCACUGUCGGUGUGAAAAGUGUGCUGUAAUAUUUUAUUGUCGGCCUACUCAAUCUUUAAUCCCGAACCUAAUAAGCAUGAACUUGUUUGAAAUAUAUAGAUGUGGUAAGUGGUAACAUGCUUUUCUGGUUGUUAGAUUCGUCUUAUGUUAUAACUUAUAAUACGAUCUGAGAUCUCUGAGAAAACCUUUAUCUCUCUCACCUUUAUUAUUAUAUUUGGAUUUCAUGAAUUAUAAUAUCUCAGAACUAAACUAUCAUCUGCUUUUACAUACAUUGCUUUAUUUUUGUCAAAAUGUUUCUUAGAGCUUACGUAUCAUCUAUACUAAAUUUUUGUCUGGAAGCUCAAUAAUGUUUAUAAAAUUGUUACGUUCAGUGGUAAUUAAAAAGGGAGAUGACCCAAUGUUUGGAGUUGUAUAGAUCUGAAACCAUGUUAUAUAUGCAUGUGACUAGAAAUAUAUAGAUAUAUCUUUUAGAUCUUUAAAUAUGUUUUUUUUUACGACAUCUGCAUUAUUUUUAUCCUGAACUUUCGUUUACACUUUUAAGAAGUUUUUUAACUAAUCUAAUUUCAAAGGAUGUGAAUGGAUCUCACAUAAAAUUCAUUUUAUUAUUGUUGACUUGACCUUCAACAUAACACGAGUGGACUUCUGGAAUGAGUUUAAAGAGCGAAUAGAAGGAAGAAAGGAUCUGGGCCGAGACUCGGUGAAGCUCGACAUCUGAUCUGCAUAACAACCUUACCCGCAACACAUUGUGAAGCUUAACAGAUUUAUUAAGUCGAGAUGACGUGUACUGUCUUCUUAACCCGCAUAACAACCUCACCCGCAACAAGAGAGAGAAAAACAGAGUUAGAGAAAGAGUCAGUUUACGCAUCUUCUAAACUCCGGGAAGGCUCGAUCAUUGUGAAGUAUAGCAUCACAUUGUGUUGUGCUAAGUAUCAAUAUUCUCUUGAGUUGUAUCACCAUUGAUUCUACAAAGUGAUCUAUUUCCCGUUUAGUGCAUUUUUGGGAGGAAA